Molecule: messenger RNA, 597 nt
Organism: Mesorhabditis spiculigera
Lineage: Eukaryota; Metazoa; Nematoda; Chromadorea; Rhabditida; Rhabditidae
Source: the annotation of a GenBank genome assembly
AUGCUGCCGUUGUUGUUGGCCGUACUCGUCGCGUCCGCCUCCGCGAUCAGUGAUGUCGUGACAUGUGGCAGCGUCGUCAAGUUACAGAGUCAAGGCGAGGGCUCCCGGCUUCACUCCCACGACGUCAAAUAUGGUAGUGGCAGCGGGCAACAAUCCGUGACGGCCGUCCCCAACUCUGACGAUAAUAAUUCACAUUGGCAACUUCUUGGAGCGUUUGGCGAGGCUUGCCCCCGAGGAACCGCAAUCAAAUGUGGCAAGUCGAUCCGGCUGCGACAUUUAACCACCGGCUGCUUCCUUCACAGCCAUCAUUUCCAAGCGCCGCUAUCAAAGAAUCAACAGGAGGUCUCCUGCUUCGGUGGGCCGAGUGAAACUGAUACCGGCGAUAAUUGGGAGGUUCAAUGCUCGGGUGAUCAAUGGGAAGAAUCGGAUGCUGUUAAGCUUCGUCACAAAGAUACUGGUGUUUACUUGUCUCUAUCCGGCCAGAAGUUCGGCCGUCCGAUCCACGGCCAACGAGAAGUCGUGGGAACGGCGAGCUCAAGCUCCCUGUCACACUGGGUUGCCGCUGAGGGAGUUUAUAUGGAUCUCAACGACGAAUCG